AUGACUGAGCCUGCUCUCCAGACUCUCAAGAAGCUGCCUACGCCAGUCCCGCCGCCUGCCGAGCCCGCCAACUCGCCCCAGUCGACUUCAUCAGCUCGGAAGCAGGUCGAGGACAAAGUCGAGGAGAAGCCUCUCGUGACGGUGGAGGAGUGCUUUGAUGUCUCCGACUCGACCAGAGAGACUGGUAGUGUCACCCCGGCGCCCGCGCAGUCGUCUAUUCCGUCCGGUCCCCUGCCUUCAGCCUCGCCCGACGCUUCGACGGCCACGAGCACUCCGCCUGCCCAAGCUUCAACGUCUGCCAAAGACGAUGCGAGCAUCGACCGUGCGGAGCCUCGACGCAUUGGCAAGAAGGCUACUGUAUGGGUCCCGGAGGUCAAGGAGGUACUCUGGCGAGCUGUCGACCUAAUCCCGAACAUCGGAAGGUCCCGCUACGUCGUGCGAGGGACGCCGAUGGACCGCUUCGACAUGAUUGCCGAGUACAUUCGCCGUCAGUCGGGCCAUCGCCGCACUUGUCAACAGGUCCGCAGCUUCACGAGCAACUUGAAGUACGGGCAGGACGAAGGUUCCGAGAUCGUCAGACGUCUUGCCGGUUCCUACAUCGACUCGAGUGUUGCUGCGUCCAUUGACUGGGACGCUUUCCUCGGUCCUGACUUGCAUCCAGCUAUUGCUCCAGCCGAGACUUCGAAUGUCCAGCCGCCGAAGAAGCGCAAACGCGCUGCUUCUCAGUCUCCGCCUCCGCCAACCUCGUCUACCGCUACUGGCGCGGACAAGCGUGCGACCGUCCACACAACUCGCGCACCUGAUAAACCUUCUGCUUCUCCUUUCGCCCCGCCACCUUACUCACUCCAGCCGAUUUACCAGCCUCUUCAGCAAGUCCCGGGUGGUUCAAGUUUCCCUUCGACGCAGCAGCCUCAGGCAGUCUACUUCCUUCCUCACCCGUCUUCCAGGAUGCUUUAUCGUCACCCGAACCAGCCUACGGCGCAGACUCAGCCGAGUACGGACUUCCGCCCUUCUCUUCGCGCCUUCUUCGCAGCCGUCAUGCCCGACCGCGACUUUGCGCUCCUCGCCAACCACCUCGCCAGCGCCGGCAUCACGAGCGUGGACCAACUCUCCAACUUGCUCUUGAUGGACGAAGGCAGCGUCGACGGCUUCGUCGAGCGGAUCCCGAAGUUGGGAGGCGUGGAGAGGGCCUUCUUGCGCAAGGCGAUCUUCUCGGCGAAGGCUUCUUUCGAGUCGCUUGCGUAG
Rhodotorula toruloides NP11 is the source of this 1245-nucleotide messenger RNA. RefSeq names its product TEA/ATTS family protein, transcription factor. Lineage: Eukaryota; Fungi; Basidiomycota; Microbotryomycetes; Sporidiobolales; Sporidiobolaceae. The transcript is spliced from 3 exons. The record is from RefSeq and is a predicted model, not a curated record. Gene Ontology annotation, molecular function: DNA-binding transcription factor activity. Bases 1 to 1245 code for a protein of 414 amino acids. Gene Ontology annotation, biological process: regulation of DNA-templated transcription.